AUGGCUUCAUUCAAACGAAUUGCUUAUGAAGACUUGAAGACUUCCCCUUUAUCUAAAUGCAUUGAUCUUGCCAAUUCUUCUGUUGGUGGUUCCAUUGUUGCUGUCACCGAUGAAUUCUUUGCUCCUGCUAUCAAUAUGAUUAACCCUGCUCCUCCACUUCAUUGUCCUGGUCGUUUUGUUGAAACUGGUGCCUGGAUGGAUGGUUGGGAAACCAAACGUCAUAAUCCUACUUAUGAUUGGUGUAUUGUCAAGCUCGGAUUUGCUGGACAAAUCCAUGGUUUUGAUGUGGAUACUCACUAUUUUACUGGAAAUCAAGCACCUGCCGCUUCUAUUGAAGCUACGUUUUGCCCUGAAGGAAAUGUACAAGAUAAGAAUGUGAAAUGGACUGAAGUACUUCCGAAAAUUGAUCUCCCUCCCUCUUGCCAUAAUGUAUGUGUUUUGGACAAACCUACUGAAGUAUACACUCAUAUUCGUGUCAACAACUAUCCAGAUGGUGGUAUUGCUCGUUGUCGAGUCUAUGGUACUGUUAGUCCCAUCUUCCCCAAUGAUCCCUCUGCAGUGAUUGAUUUGGCCUAUAGUGGAAAUGGUGGACGUAUUGUGGAAGUGACGGAAGAACAUUAUGGUCCUGGUAGUAACUUAUUACUCCCUGGUCGUGGCAAAGAUGCUGAUGAUGGUUGGCAAAGCAAACGUUCUCGUGGUGGUGAUCAUCGUGAUUAUGUUGUGGUCAAGUUGGGUGCUAAGGGUCAUCUACUCAAGGCGGAAAUCGAUACUUCUCACUUUAAGGGCAAUUUCCCUAAUCAAAUCAUGAUUGAAGCUACCAAUUCUGAUGAAGAAAUUCCUUCUAAUGCUCAAUGGGUCACUAUUGUUGAAAAGUCUAAGGUUGGUCCUCAUGGUCUCUUUCAAUUUGAUACUACUCAUACUGAUAAGGUGUUUACUCAUGCUAAACUUAGCAUUCUUCCUGAUGGUGGAUUGAAGCGUUUGAGAUUGUAUGGUGUACGAGAAGGUGCUACACUUCCUGCUUUACCC
Molecule: messenger RNA, 1026 nt
Organism: Halteromyces radiatus
Lineage: Eukaryota; Fungi; Mucoromycota; Mucoromycetes; Mucorales; Cunninghamellaceae
Product: allantoicase
Exons: 5
Biological process (GO): allantoin catabolic process
Molecular function (GO): allantoicase activity
Source: RefSeq, a predicted model, not a curated record